Molecule: messenger RNA, 1491 nt
Organism: Sodiomyces alkalinus F11
Lineage: Eukaryota; Fungi; Ascomycota; Sordariomycetes; Glomerellales; Plectosphaerellaceae
Product: DnaJ-domain-containing protein
Exons: 3
Coding region: 260-1450 (396 amino acids)
Biological process (GO): translational initiation
Cellular component (GO): cytosol
Molecular function (GO): protein-folding chaperone binding
Source: RefSeq, a predicted model, not a curated record
UCAAUUUGACCGAAAGCUACGACUUGAGCAUCGCUCGACUACGAAGUAUUCGGGUUCUGAAUUCGGUACAUUGUCUUUCACACCAUACACCAUCACCUACUCACUCCAACGAACGUACCUUUCACGACCGGUAUUGCAUUGAUCAUUACUCCUCAGUCGACGACACCACGAGAAUCAACUUUGUGAAGUCCCAAACAGUGGAUCGACUCCUCGUCACUACCAGGUUUCAUACGGCAUCCAUCAGGGACAGGCCUUCGCCAUGGUGAAGGAAACGAAGCUUUACGACGCUCUGGGCGUCAAGCCCUCGGCUACCCAGGACGAAAUCAAGAAAGGCUACAGCCUCCUAGCUCCUCGAUGCAAUCGUGCUGACCCAAUGCUUUUCUACAGAAAAGCCGCUUUAAAAUGGCAUCCCGACAAGAACAAAGACAACCCCGUUUCGUCCGAGAAGUUCAAAGAAUGUUCCCAGGCGUAUGAGAUCCUCUCCGACCCAGAAAAGCGCAAAGUAUACGACACCUACGGCCUCGAGUUCCUCCUCCGCGGCGGCGGGGCCCCGCCACCGGAUGGCACUGCCGGUCCCAACCCCUUCGCCGCGGGCGGCAUGCCGCCCGGUUUCGACUUUGGCGGCAUGCCAGGCGGCGGCACCCGGACAUUCCAUUUCAGCACGGGCGGCGGUGGCGGCGGCGGUCCGUUCAACUUCAGCAACGCUGAAGACGUCUUCGCCGAGUUCCUUCGUCAGCAGGGCGGCGCGGGCGGCGGCAUGGGCGGGGGAGGAGCCGGGGACGAUUUCCCCGGCAUUUUCUCGUCGUCUUUCGGCAGCGCCAGCGGUCGGGGCGGGGGCCGCUCGUCGCGGGUGCGGACCUCGGGCGGCGGGUUCGACGAGUUCGCGUCGUCCAGGGGCGCCCGGGAGUCGACGCCCGAGGUCACGACGGUGGAGAAGCCGCUCGCGGUCUCGCUGGAGGAUAUGUUCACGGGCACGACCAAGAGGUUGAAGAUCAAGCGGAAGAUGUUUGACGAGACGGGCAAGCGGAUCACGGAGGACAGGGUGCUCGAGGUGCCGAUCAAGCCCGGACUGAAGAAGGGUUCGAAGAUCAAGUUCAAGGGCGUCGGUGACCAGGAGGAGGGCGGACAGCAGGAUUUGCAUUUCAUAGUUGAGGAGAAACCGCACCCGCUAUUCACUCGUGAGGGAGACGACCUCAUCCACACGGUUGACCUCGACCUGAAGGAGGCGCUUACGGGCUGGAAACGAACCAUCGCCACCAUCGAAGGCAGACAGAUCAGCAUUGAGAAGUCGGGCCCGACGCAACCCGGCAGCUCGGACAAGUACCCGGGUCUCGGCAUGCCCAUCUCGAAGAAGCAGGGCAGUAGGGGCGACUUUAUUGUCAAGUAUAACGUCAAGUUCCCGACAACCUUGACCGCGGACCAGAAGCAGAAGCUGAAGGACAUUCUGUAAACAAACAACAGAAGCAUCCAGCCUACAUAUUCAGGCGAGGG